This is a messenger RNA of Lutzomyia longipalpis, 1975 nucleotides long. It is a transcript of the gene ImpE1, whose product is annotated as sortilin-related receptor. Gene Ontology annotation, molecular function: protein binding. Lineage: Eukaryota; Metazoa; Arthropoda; Insecta; Diptera; Psychodidae. The record is from RefSeq and is a predicted model, not a curated record. Bases 344 to 1819 code for a protein of 491 amino acids. The transcript is spliced from 6 exons.
UUUUAUUUUCAGUGUGUCUCUCGAGUGCGAUGAACGUGGAUCGAGAUCCACAAUCAACUCAUCUAGUGGUGUGCCUCUUGUGAAUCAAUGAACAAGAAUAUUCUUCGUGAUUUGUGGACUUUUUGCAAAACCAGUGCAGACAUUUGAAUUUUCUGUUUUUUUUUGUUCGUUUAAAAGUGUAUGCACAGUGCUCGGUGUGGCGUCCUUUUCAACCCAAGAAUUUUGCAAGGCUCUAAGUUGGGGAGUUCUUUGGGUGGAAGAGUUUUGUGUACUAUAUAAAAGUUUAUAGUUUAAUUUGUAUAUUAGGAAUUAAGCAAUAUAACGAACAAGGAUUAAAUUUCCAAUGGAUUGGCGAAGGAGUUGCGUUUUCAUUGGAAUUGUGAUCAUUUGGUGUGUGUCUGCUGAGGAGGAGACCAGACUCUUGGGCAGUGACUGCCAGCACGACAUGGACUGUUCCGAUGCCAUCGCAGCAAGUUUCUGUAAUCAGAACAACCUCUGUGAAUGCCGUGAGGAGUUUGUCCAAUUCAACAGCACAAUGUGUCUCAAUGCACAAUUGUUGGGCAGUGAGUGUCUCAUGGAAGCUCAGUGCACCAAGAAAGUCACCAAUAGUCGCUGCCUCGAUGGUGCCUGCAGAUGCUCCGAGGGAUUCCUCCAAUUUCGACGACACACUUGCUUAUCUCCUGCUCCUCCGGGUACGGUGUGCUAUGGCGAUGAGCACUGCCAAAUGUGGGAUAAGCGGAGUUUUUGUGACUUCUUAAUUCCAAAUCUCUUUGGACGCUGUCAGUGCCAGGCUCCAGCAAGGCUGGAAGGAAGUAAUUGCAUUGCCGAUGAAGUUGAUUCUGUAAAUUCAGACGGAGAAACACCAUCGGAAGAAGCCACAGAAGCUCCCACAGAAAGCUUACCAGAAUCCGCUCCAUUGAAACAAGAAUCCAUUCAGGAUCCAACGGAUGCCCCAGCUGAUGAGGAAUCUCAAAGCGAUGAGGCUAAAGAAUCUUCAAGUAGUGAAGCUGUGGCAACACAAAAAGUAGUUCACGAGGCAAGGCAUGACUCCUCAAGUGAAGAUCUUCAGCAUCUCCUCAAAGUUCACGGUGUUCGUGGGAGGUUGGAUCUCGGACAUGGGCCAGUAUCCCUUGGACUUCAGUGUUCAGAUGAUCAGCAAUGUCAGCUGGCUGAUCCCUUUAGUCAUUGCAAUGCAGAGGGGAGGUGCGAUUGUGCCAAAGUGGAAACAUCUAAUCAGGAAUGUCAUGCAAACUAUACCGGAUGUACUCCAGGGACAUUUCAGUGCCGCUCGAGUGGAGUCUGCAUCUCUUGGUACUUCGUGUGUGACGGCCGACCGGACUGUGCGGAUGCCUCAGAUGAGGAAUGCAAUGCCACAGAAGCAUCCCAAUGUCCCCCACAGACGUUCCACUGCCACGGUAGUGGUCGCUGCAUCUCCCGAGGGGCCAGAUGCGAUGGGCGCAAGCAGUGCCAACACGGGGAGGAUGAGGCUGAUUGUAGCUCAAUCCCAACGGGCCAGUGCCCGCCGAACACAUUCAAAUGCCGCAGUGGCGAGUGCCUACCCGAAUAUGAGUACUGCAACUCAAUUGUGUCCUGCCGUGAUGGGAGCGAUGAGCCAGCCUAUCUAUGCGGGUCACGUGACAUGCCAGCUAUCUUCUUCCGACUCCUGAGUAGCUUCGAAAAUGUCUACUGUCCACUGCGAUGUCGCAACGGACGCUGCCGCUCAACGGCCAUUGCGUGUUCCGGGAGAAAUGGUUGUGGAGACGCAACGGACGAGGAUUCAUGCUCAGUGUGUCGUUGCCCUAACCCCAAUACAGUCUGAAAAUCCUCAUCCCUCCUUCUUCCCCCAAUUUCCCUUUUUUACUUCACUAACCUACAUGUAAAUAGAAAGCAUUCUCUCCCCUUCGAGGCGUCUGCGUGACUUCUCGAGAAACCCCUUUUUUAGUUUGUAAAAAUAAAGGAAAAAAAGUAUUAAGAA